UAACUUGCGGUCACAUAUCAACUCCAACUCGCCUUGUCUCUCCCUUUGCAGCUUCGCAAGGAAUUCUCGUUUGCUUAGUUCCGGCUUGACUUUGAAACUUGCAUUCCAGAGUUUGCACCUCAAUCGAAGCAACAUUUUACUUUCUUAUCCACACUCAACGGUUGUAUUCCGCCAACCUAGCAAGCUGUUUCUACACGCCAUCCUGGGUCAUACAUCAACUCUAUGAAAACAAGGUGUAGUUAAGGUAGACCGCCUAGGCCAGCCUCGAGGGAAAUGGAGCCCGUUCCUGAGACCGAGCGAAUGGAGGAGUUCCGCCCAUCUCCUUUGCCUAUUGUACGUCUACAUCAGCCGGCUGCGAUCAAUACUACCGAUUUGGAUCCCAGUCGCAAACCUCCCACCCUCCGUCGAUCGACCGAGCCUCCGUCGCCGAGCUCGCCAUCUUGGACAAGUGUCAAUGCUCUCCCGUAUCGACCCCGAACCACAUCGCCUUUGUCUGGCGGCCAUGGACGAUCUAAGUCGGUUGCUAGUCUCGCACCUCCGAUCUCAGGCCGCACACGCUCUAUGCCAGGUGUUGAUGGUUCGGGUCGAAUACUCUAUCCACCAUUUCGUCCGGACAGUCCUUCGAGCUCCCCUAACAGAAACCGAACAUCGAGGAAGCCAGUCGAUGAAGCCUAUCCCCCGAUUUCACCUAUUCGCUCGACUGUUUUGGAGGGCGAGAAGCGGCACGUUGAGCUGAGCAACUCGACGAACCCUGGUGUUACAACUUGGAGCAACCCUACCCACAGACGGACGACUUCGCCCUUACGAUUCUCGGCAUACUCUACGCCGAGCGCUACCUCGUCUCUUCCCGGAACGCCAGCCACCGCGGGCUCACCUUUAUUCAGACCUGAAAGUCUGUCGAAUAGUUACACCUUCCCUUCCUAUUAUCCAUCGUCGUCUAUCCCAUCAACACCGAGUUCCAUGAGAUCCCGCAGUCCUAGCAUUUCAAGCCUAGAGACUAUCCCCGAUUCUCCGGACGCUGAAGAAGCUGCGUUGGAAGCCGACAGAAUUGCCCAGUUGAAAGCUGCUGCGGAGGCCGCAGAGGAUGGAGAUUCUGGAGAGUCGAAGGGUCGGGGUAGUCUGGAUGUGCCUAUCCGUGGAAGAACGCUAGGCAUCGGAACUAGGGACAAGCGCAAACGCUGGAGUGUCUGCGGAGCCGAACGACGCGGCGAUCUAGAUUUGGAGACGAUAUGGGAGGAUUAAGAACACUACGCCCCUUAGUGGAUUUUAGUGGAGGACUGCCGUUGCACGGCGCGAGACAAGGCAUAAAAGGCGGGUCCUGGUCCGGUUUGCAAGCAUAUCUGAUUUUUCACCUCUUUUGCGGUCAGGAAGGGCAGUUAGGCGUUUCUGCAAAGGCUGCUUGAUACCCUGUUGCGUUGCAUUUCAUAAGGGGGCAUUUCAUGAUGAAGGUUAGCAAGCAUGUGUUGCUCAUUACAUAGCCUCAAUGUCAGGUCUUGAGGCGGAGAGGCAAGAGUCAGUCUUGCCUCAUCCGCUUUAUCAUUGCAAUACACUCUUAUCGUUUUAG
Molecule: messenger RNA, 1564 nt
Organism: Annulohypoxylon truncatum
Lineage: Eukaryota; Fungi; Ascomycota; Sordariomycetes; Xylariales; Hypoxylaceae
Exons: 1
Coding region: 274-1242 (322 amino acids)
Source: RefSeq, a predicted model, not a curated record